AUGACCUUCCUGGGUCAUGUUGUGUCCGACAAUGGUGUUGAGGUAGAUGCUAGGAAGACUGAGGAUGUUAAGAACUGGACAAAACCUGUUACUCCCACAGAUAUUGGUAUCUUGUUGGGAUUGGUUGGUUAUUAUCGCAGGUUCGUGGAGGGUUUUUCUUCAAAUGCUACCUCACUGAUAGCUUUGACUAAGAAGAAAGCCAUGUUCGAAUGGAUGCAGACUUUUGAAAAGAGUUUCCAGGAGCUCAAGAAUAGACUCAAUUCAGCCCAGGUUGGUUUGGGUUGUGUUUUUAUGAUGGUAGGUAAGGGGAUAGCUUAUGGGUCAAGAAAGCUCAAGGUUCAUGAAUAG
Molecule: messenger RNA, 348 nt
Organism: Solanum pennellii
Lineage: Eukaryota; Viridiplantae; Streptophyta; Magnoliopsida; Solanales; Solanaceae
Exons: 2
Coding region: 1-348 (115 amino acids)
Source: RefSeq, a predicted model, not a curated record